UACAGAAUGUGAUGUACCAGAAACAUGGCGGAGCUUGAGUUAGAAGAGGUUAUUUCAGGACGGCAGGGCCCGUCCUUUCUGACAGGAUUCAGGCGGCUCUUCUACCUGGUCACGCCGAACGAGACGACUUUCCAAACACGGGAGGAAGUGCCGCAAUACAUCGAACAGGCCACGCCGUUCUUCAUCAUGAUGAUCCUGGUGGAGUACGCUGUGACGUCCCUGAAGAAUGACUCCCGCACGGCACGCCUUGACGAUUCUAUCAGCUCUAUAUCAGCAGGGAUGAUCCAACAGUUCCUGGUGAUCUUUUUGAAAAGCACGUACGCUUUCCUGUACAUGUGGAUCCAUGAGAACUGCCGACUGGUGGACCUGCCGUGGGACUCCCCUGUCACGUGGUGGACAGCCUUCAUCACCGUGGAGUUCUUCUAUUACUGGUUCCACAGGAUGUCACAUGAAGUAAACCUGUUGUGGGCAGCACACCAGGGUCAUCACAGCUCGGAAGACUUCAACCUGACCACAGCUCUGCGACAAUCUGUGUUCCAGCACGCCUCCUUCUUUAUGCUCCCCAUGGCUCUGGUGGUUCCGCCAGCCGCCUACUCUGUACACUUCCAGUUCAACAUACUGUACCAGUUCUGGAUUCAUACUGAGUUGGUGACGUCGCUUGGUUUCCUGGAGUAUAUCCUCAACACACCGAGUCACCAUCGGGUGCACCACGGAAGAAACCCAUAUUGUAUCGACAAGAACUACGGCGGCACGCUCAUCAUCUUCGAUAGGUUGUUUGGUACCUUGCAAAAGAAGAAGAAAAGGGUUGUCUAUGGUCUGACCCAUCCUUUGAACACGUUGGGAACCCGGGUAUGGGUACAGUUCUGCCACCUGACCCACAUCUGGAGGACGUUCUGGGCCACGCCCGGUUUGGUCAGCAAACUGUCUGCGCUAUUCAAAGGACCCGGAUGGGCCCCAGGCAAACCUCGUCUGGGGUGUAUUGAAGACAUUCCAAAGGUAACACAUCCAGAACCGAAGUAUGACCAACAGAUCCCCGUCUUCUGGUCGGUUUACAUAUCCGGACACUUCGUCAUGGCCGUCAUAUUCUACCAGGAGCUGUUUGCUGUUGCCAAGGAUGUGACUACGCUUGCGUGCCUGGGAAGGAUCGCCUUCCUGAUAUGGACUUUAUCUUCCAUAGCUGCAAUCAUGGAUAAAAAACCUAGCGCAGCUGCCCUAGACUUCAGCCGCUGUCUGUCCUACGUGGUGUUUGACGCUGUCAGCAGACUGUGGGGACCUCCUGCACUGCUGCUGCCACAUCUGAUGAUGAACGCCAUGUCUGGCCUGUACCUGAUGUCUGCUGUCAUCCAGGGAGUCAACCUACUUACACCUGUCAUUAAAACUAACACAGUCAAACUGGAUUAAGUAAGCCCCUGUCAGACAUUCAGAACCUUCCAUCCACUAGCAACCAACCAACUAACCAACCACCAACCAAGAUUGGCUGAAGUUUGAGCAGUCUGACCAGAUUUGGGCCAUGCCUACCUUUUGUUACAAAUCGCAUAAAAUUUGAAGUAAAGUUGACUGCUAACCACUGCUGACCUACUCCUAACCACCAGCCAACCAGUUGCCAACCUCCCAUCCACACCCGAAUGUUUUAAACAUUUCAAAAUAUUUAGCUGGUGCCCCUGACCUACUCCUAACCAUGGUUGACAGAGUUUGGCAGAGUUCAGCAGUGUUUGGAAUUGCAAUGAUCACAAAAACAGUUUACUUUAUUGUGCCCAGCUUAAUAUUGCCAGUUUGACUGUAUAGCUUAUAUAAUAUACUCAAUGUAAUAUA
This is a messenger RNA of Branchiostoma belcheri (Belcher's lancelet), 1812 nucleotides long. RefSeq names its product alkylglycerol monooxygenase-like. Gene Ontology annotation, biological process: lipid biosynthetic process. Gene Ontology annotation, molecular function: iron ion binding; oxidoreductase activity. The record is from RefSeq and is a predicted model, not a curated record. Gene Ontology annotation, cellular component: endoplasmic reticulum. NCBI's taxonomy places the organism in Eukaryota, Metazoa, Chordata, Leptocardii, Amphioxiformes, Branchiostomatidae.